This is a messenger RNA of Leptonychotes weddellii (Weddell seal), 1755 nucleotides long. RefSeq names its product ring finger protein 215 (gene RNF215). Lineage: Eukaryota; Metazoa; Chordata; Mammalia; Carnivora; Phocidae. The record is from RefSeq and is a predicted model, not a curated record.
CGGGUGGACGUGAGGCUGCCGCGGCAGGACGCUCUGGUCCUGGAGGGCGUCAGGAUCGGCCCCGAGGCCGACCCGGCACCCGCGCUGGGCGGCCGCCUGCUGCUGAUGGACAUCGUGGAUGCUGAGCAGGAGGUGCCCGUAGAAGGCUGGAUUGCAGUGGCAUACGUGGGCAAGGAGCAGGCGGCCCAGUUCCACCAGGAGAGUCAGGGCAGCGGCCCGCAGGCCUAUCCCAAGGCCCUGGUCCAGCAGAUGCGGAGGGCACUCUUCCUGGGAGCCUCUGCCCUGCUCCUCCUCAUCUUGAACCACAACGUGGUCCGAGAGCUAGACAUAUCACAGCUUCUGCUCAGGCCAGUGAUUGUCCUGCAUUACUCUUCCAAUGUCACCAAGCUGUUGGAGGCACUGUUGCAGAGGACUCAGGCCACAGCCGAGAUCACCAGCGGAGAGUCGCUGUCAGCCAACAUCGAGUGGAAGCUGACCCUGUGGACCACCUGUGGCCUCUCCAAGGAUGGCUACGGAGGAUGGCAGGACUUGGUGUGCCUGGGAGGCAGUCGGGCCCAGGAACAGAAACCCCUGCAGCAGCUGUGGAACGCCAUCCUGCUGGUGGCCAUGCUCCUGUGCACAGGCCUCGUGGUCCAGGCCCAGCGGCAGGCGUCAAGACAGAGCCAGCGGGAACCUGGAGGCCAGGUGGAUCUGCUCAAGCUCCGCGUGGUGCGGAGACUGGCAUCCCUCAAGACCCGGCGCUGCCGUCUGGGCAGGGCAACCCAGGGCCCCCCAGAACCCGGUGCUGAGACCUGCGCCGUGUGUUUGGACUACUUCUGCAACAAGCAGUGGCUCCGGGUGCUGCCCUGUAAGCACGAGUUUCACCGAGACUGCGUGGACCCCUGGCUGAUGCUCCAGCAGACUUGCCCGCUAUGCAAAUUCAACGUCCUGGGGAACCGCUACUCAGACGAUUAGCUGCCCCCGCUGGGUCUCUGCAUGUGGGCAAAGGACCCUCCCACCUGCACCCUGGCCCUCGGCCUGGGCUCCUGGAACAGUACAGCGGGAUGGACAGGAAGCCCUGCUGGUUGGAGGAAGGAUAGGGGCCUCCCCUGCUGAGGGGCAAGGCACCCCAUCAUAUUCAUACUGGGAAGGAGGGACCACGGCCCCCAGAGUCUGGACCUGCCAGUCAAGAAAGAGAAGCCACUUUGGGGCCCUUCUCUACCAUCCUGGGGUAUCUGUGUCUGCCCUCCUCGAAGGCAGCUCCCAGGACCCUGGGCAGCGGCCUGGGGAAGGAGGUUGUGGGGCAGUGCAGCUGUUCCCAGGGCUCUGGUGGCUCUCUGACCUGUCAGGCCAUCCCUGGGGACUAAGGCUGCAGUGGCUGGCCGGGUUUUGUGCUUAUUUAUUGGGGGUUGGGUUGUGGGAGGAGCUAUUUGGCCUUGGGGACAUCCUGGCCUGACCGUCUUUCAGGACACAUCUUGGCCAAGGCUGUGAUGUUCAACCCACAGGCCCCUCCACAGAUACUGCCCUCAGCCCUUGGACACUAGGAGCUGCAAGUGGCCCUGCCUGUUCAGCUGGGCUCCCUUCCCAGGCCUGGCUGGGACCAGAGGCCUCGAAGCCAUCCAAUCCUGUGCUUCUUGGCCGGGCUAUAGGUUGCUGACCAGGAUACUUGAAGCUGCAGGAUAAAUGUGGUGCAUCUUUUAGGGACAGCUGGUUUUUUUAGAUUUGGGGUAGGGGAGGUUUAAUAUUGAAGUAAAUAUGGAUAUAUUUUUAACAUAA